Schistocerca gregaria is the source of this 1329-nucleotide messenger RNA. RefSeq names its product E3 ubiquitin-protein ligase CCNB1IP1-like. The record is from RefSeq and is a predicted model, not a curated record. Gene Ontology annotation, biological process: reciprocal meiotic recombination. Bases 122 to 949 code for a protein of 275 amino acids. Gene Ontology annotation, molecular function: ubiquitin protein ligase activity. The transcript is spliced from 6 exons. NCBI's taxonomy places the organism in Eukaryota, Metazoa, Arthropoda, Insecta, Orthoptera, Acrididae. Gene Ontology annotation, cellular component: synaptonemal complex.
AUAAAUUUCAUCUUUGAUUUUCAGUAUGUAAUUAGCAGCGCGAAGUUUGAAGAUGUUUCUUGAUUGUAUUUGAAAUGUUGUAGUUAGGAGCAAUAAGAGUAUAUCUAAAGUCGAUUAACAAAUGGGAGAUCUGGAUAUAUACUGCAAUUUCAGUAAAUGUCGGAAACGUUUGAGCAGAACUGCUUGGAUAACAAGUUGUUCCCACGCAUUUUGUGAAGAGCAUGGUGAUAGUGAAUUUUCACAAAAGCUUGAUGACAUGAAAACAUGUCCAACAUGUUCCACCUCUUUGUGUAAUAAGUAUGAUAUUGUUAAAGUGGAUUUGAAUCCAUCACCACAGUUCAGAUCGAUGGUUUUAGCUGGAUUGCGUCCUGAAAUUGUAUUUGAUAUUUCCAAUCGUGCUUUGGCAUUUUGGAGUUACCAAAUUUACAUGGAAAUUCUCUAUCAGUCAUCAGCAGCAAAGAGAUCAAGAGACAAAAUAACACAGCUUGAAGAAUAUUAUGAAAAUUUAGUGAUAAAGCUGAAAACAGAUAUUCAGGCUCGUCGUAGAAAGGAAGAAGAACUGAAGAAAGAAUUAACUAAACAGACUCAAAGAUCAGAAGAAUUAAUAGAACGACUUAAUGAAAUGCAAAGGCAGUUUAAUUCUGUGCAAGCAUCCUAUGAGGCUCUGCGUCGUACACAACUAAAUUUCGUCAAAGCUAAUGAAAAGGAACAGGUGAACAACUUCUGCUCUCAUGAGAAUGGCAAGACUGGAUUGCAUUUCUCUCUUGGUCCCACCACAUUAGACGCAUUGCAUCCAAGAACUCCAUUACAAGACAAAAAGAUCCAGUUCAACAAGGGAGAUUUAAGGGCUGAAAAUGAUGCUGAAGAAUUCACAUUCAAGCCAGUAACACCAUCACCUGAUGCAACAAGACAGUGGAGAAAUCCUCUUGUGAAACGACAAAGAAAAUAGAAUUAAAAUGUGGACACUUUUGACACUGGAUAUGAGGAUUGCAAUGAAGACAAGUAUUAUUUUAUAUAAAUUUGGACUUAUUUCCAUUUGAAGAUCAGUGUGUGUUGUAUUUCAUACCUUAAUUUUUGGCAUGUAUACAGUUUUGUUAAGUAGAAUUUGCACAAAUAACUCUUUAUCAACAACUCACAUCACUUCACACCACUUCAUUGUAGCUUACUAGUAAUUUUUUCCUCUUUUUAAGGACAAUGCAUAUUUUCUGUUAACUGUUGCAGUUAGGCUGUUUUCUCUAAUUUACAUUUAAAACCAUUAAAAGUAAUAUAUUAACAUAGCACGGAGAAAAUGUAGAAGAAUGAAAUAAAAUUAAUUUUGUGCUAUAAAAA